Messenger RNA from Purpureocillium lilacinum, 2280 nucleotides. RefSeq lists its product as uncharacterized. Gene Ontology annotation, cellular component: spindle pole; centrosome; equatorial microtubule organizing center. Lineage: Eukaryota; Fungi; Ascomycota; Sordariomycetes; Hypocreales; Ophiocordycipitaceae. Gene Ontology annotation, molecular function: microtubule minus-end binding; gamma-tubulin binding. The record is from RefSeq and is a predicted model, not a curated record. Gene Ontology annotation, biological process: cytoplasmic microtubule organization; mitotic cell cycle; meiotic cell cycle.
AUGCUCCACGAGAUCCUUCUCUCCCUCUCGGGGCAUCCGUCCCCUCUCCUCCGAUCCACCGACGACGAUUCACAUGCUCGAGCGGGAAUCAGCCCCCCAGAGCGCCAGCUCUUAGCUUCUGCCGCCCACCUGAGCGACAUCCAUGUCAAGCUGCUCACCUACACGUCGCAAAUAUCCUCCGCGCAUCCGUCGGCAAUAUGCCGCGCCGUUGCCGCUGCAAUCUCGUCGGUGCACCUCGCUGCAUUCCAGCGCAAGGUACUCGAGGUGGAAGAAAGCAUACUGAAGGAUGACCCCGAGCUCGUUGGUGCCUACAACAUUGUCCCGCUGACCGCCGUCAUGGGCGAGUUCAAGCAAUGGACGAGAAGAAUGGAGUGGCUCUGGGAGGUGGUGCAGUACAUGCUGGCGCGAGAAAAGGACAGCGCAGCGUGCCAAGGAGCGGAUUUGAUAAACCGACUUCGAAAGGAGCUGCAGAGCGGCUACCAAGACGUGGCCGACACGGCGUUGAGCUUGGUCACCAUGGCGGAGACGGCCUGGCUGAAGCAAGUAUCUGCGUGGGUUCUCUAUGGAAGACUGCCGGAUUUCGGAGGCGACGACUUUUUCGUGCAAAAGUCGCAAACCGCAGAAGAGGACUUUGUACUUCUUCGCGAACGCCUUCCAUCAUUUGUUGCGCCGACAACUGCGUCGUCCAUGCUCUUUAUUGGCAAGUCGCUCAACCACGUCCGGGUCAUGGGCGACAUGAAUGCCGGACUGGGUGGGCUGCGCCAUGUAUCUUCGAAACUCAAGGAGCUUGGAAAUCUGAGCUUCCCGCUCAAUGGCGUAACCUUCUCGCGGACGAUAACCUCCAUCCGCCUCUCACUCUCCGAAAACACUCUACAGAAGAUUCUGCCCUUGGCCAGGGUGGUCGAAAUAUUGCAACUGUUUCGGGAGUUUUUCCUUCUGGGCCGUGGCGAGUUUGCUUUGGCAUUGACACACGAGGCAGAUGAAAAGAUACGGCAUCGAUGGCGCAGAGCUGGGAAUCUCGCAUACGAAAAGGAUGAUGGCCUGAAGAAUGUGACUGUCAAAGAUGGUGAGGUGGCAGCUGUUCUCAACAGAACUUGGGCUGUCCUGGCAUCGAUGCAGGGCCAACACGCCGAUGAGGACGAGUCACUCGAGCUGGCUCGCGACGUACUGCGGCUGCAGCUGACCAAGUCAAGACCGCCAAUUCCAAUGAGCGGUGGGAAAGGCCUGGGCCCCGAUGCAAUCAGGCUGCUAGACUCCUCGCCAUUCCGCAACAUGCUGUUCUCAGUACCUGCGGCGGUGUUCGCAGACCUACCGUCGCCCCUUGACAUGGUCAUCUCUCCUUCAGACCUUCAGAUCUAUUCCUGCAUUAACUCCUAUCUAUUGUCGCUUCGCCGCGCCCACAUUCGACUGACGGACUUGUGGAAGAUCACCUCCCUGCGGCGACAUCACCCAGCACCUCCAGGAGCCGGAGAGCACGCGGCUUUGCUCCGGCAGCGGUGGUCAGCGCGAUCGGUGGCACUGCGGAGCUCAUGGACGACUGCGAGCGCCGCCAUUUUCUUUCUCGGUGAGACAGAAGCGUACCUGCAGACGGAAAUCGUCGAGGGUAUGUGGGAGACGUUUAGUGCCUGGUUGACGGGCACGGAAUCGCGGCGGGAUGGGCCGAACACAAAUCGAUCAGGGGCUGCAACCCCCGCCGCAAAUGCAGGCAGGCAGGAGAGCGAAGAUGAGGACUUGUUCCUCGACGACUGGGACUCGCAGACACAAAGGCAAGCCGCCAAGACGUCAAAGAAGCCUGCCCAUGAUCCGCAGACACUGUCAGCGGCCCAUACCCUUUACCUCCGUACUUUGGUACACAGGUUGCUUCUCACCCAGCCAUCCUUUACAGAUCCGCUAUACACCCUGCUUGUACAUAUCGAUCACCUCGUCGCCCAUGUUCAGCGGCUGCACUCGAUCUUUACGUCGAUUGACCUGGAGACAGACGCUGGCGUCGUCGACGCGUUUGUGGACCCCAAUCGUGAACAACGCGAAGUCAUGGGCCUCCUUCGCGGAGUGGAAGACAAGGUCAGAAAGGGCAUAGAAGGGGUGGUUGAGGCUCUGCGGAACCUGGAGAACAACUCUGACUUUCUGGCGGAGUGGGAGUCCCAGGGGACGAUGACGGAUGACGACGACAUGAGCGAUGGCCAGCGGUAUGCGCCAGGGAGGAUAGGCGGCGUGAACCGACUUCUAAUGAAGCUGGACUUUGGCAGCUGGCUGGGCAACCGAACUGAUGGCUGGGAGUGA